GGCCUGGGCCCGGCGGAGUCCGGCGGAGCCCAGCGGCUCCUGGAGGCUUCGGCGAGCCGCUGGGGGCUGCUCGGGGACCCCGGGGGAGGCGCGCUCCGGAGUGCACCGCUGGGCGCUGGAGGUAGAGGCGCGCGAAGGGGGCACAGGGACGUGGGAGGAACCGGACCCUCUGGGAAGACCGCAGCCCUGGACGCGUAGGUCCGGGAGGCGGUGGGGCGGGAGUCCCAGGACUCGCUGGGCCCCCCGGGGCAGGGCGGGGCCUCCGCGGCUCCUCCCCCUGUGGGCGGGCCCGCCCCCUCCUCCCCGCGGGCUGGGUCCUGCUCCCGGGUGGGGACCCAGCGCCGCGCUCCCCCCAGAGUGCCAUGGCCUCCCGGCUCCUGCACCGGCUGCGGCACGCCCUGGCCAGCGACGGCCCCCGGGAGGCGGCGGCCGGGCCCGAGGCGGAGCAGUUCCCGGAGAGCUCGGAGCUAGAGGAUGACGACGCCGAGGGCCUGUCCUCCCGCCUCAGCGGCACCCUCAGCUUCACCAGCGCCGAGGACGACGAGGACGAGGACGACGAGGAGGCUGGCCCUGACCCGCUGGCCCCCGGGGAUGGGGCGUCGGGAGAAGACGCAGAACCAGGCCCCCCGCCGGACGGUCCUCGGGGCAGUCAGCUCCUGGCCCGGCAGCUACAGGAUUUCUGGAAGAAGUCCCGUAACACCCUAGUACCCCAGCGGCUGCUUUUCGAGGUGACUAGUGCCAACGUUGUCAAGGAUCCACCCUCCAAGUACGUGGGUCGUUGUGAGUCGGGACGAACUCCACGGCACCUAACAACACUGAGAAUCAUCAAGAGAACAGAGUAGGCAAACCUAAGUGACCAGGAGUGGCUAUAACACCGGCAAAUCUGCAGAACACUGGAGAGAAAAAGGUGGUCUCCUGGUAGUAUGGAGUCCCUGGGUGGCAUAAACGGUCAAGCGCUGGCCUACUAACCAGAAGGUUGGUGGUUUGAAUGUACCCAGAAGCACCUCAGAAGGAAGGCCUGGCAAUCUACUUCCAAAAGAUCACAGCCAUAGAAGACCCUACGGAGCUCAGUUCUACUCUGACACACGUGGGGUUGCCAUGAGUCGGAACUGACUCGAUGACAACUGGUAUUUCUUGGUUUGGUGUCAGUAUACCUUUAAAACCUAGCACUUGCUAAUCCCUUUUUUAAACCUGUUGGCUCAGCAUUACUGUCAUUAAUCCACACUCAGGUUCUCAGAACUGGGGGGAAGCUCAGCGGUCAUCAUGCUCAGUGUUUCCCAAAGCCUCUGUCAUUCCAGUACCGACUUCCCAGUUCUUGUCCUGUCUGAAUAUCACUUGUACCACUAUUGGCUUCAUAUUUUCUUUAAAUGAACCUGCUUUUUUUCAUUUUCCUUAAAUAAGUUUAUUUUAAAAGACCAUUUUACAACAGCACUGUAUGUGUGGAAAACCUCACUUGCCAUAAAUAGAAGGUAGACAUCAAAAUAAAGGCAGAGAAAAUGAAGCUGCGUCAGCCUAGAUGCUGCUGUUGCCGGAAGGGGGCCCUGACCUGCGAUUAGCUUUCGGGCUCUUUUCUAAAACUGGAGAUGAGAAAUGUUGGGGGAGUGCUUAAAAAAAAAAAAAAAGUGCCAAGCUGAGAGCUUCUCAAUUUAUAGUCACAGAGAUUAAGAGAGGACUAAAGGGGAACCACCUCCUAUCUGUGAUUCAUCAUUAUUUACCCUGGUACAUAAAAACGAAUUACUUCACUUGUACACGUUAAGUCAACACCGACCUGGUCCAACGCUUCUGGUCCCAGAAGGGGACUGUUUUGCCUGCAGUCACAUGGUGAGGUAGAAGCCGACCUGGGGUUUGGAACACCUUCAGUGUCCUUGGCACAGCGUUCCGGCUGUCUGAAGACUUGUCCUCUGGGCCUGGUUUGGAAUAACCUGGCCUGGGUAGAGGCUGUGUCUGGAGAGGAACAAAAUCCAGGAUGGUCCUAAAGGUUGGCUCGGAGGCCUGGAACCUGGGUUUCUGAGCAGCUGUUGGAACAGCCAGCAGGGCUAUGGGGAAGGGGUGUUCCCUAGAAGGAGCAAAAAGGGCCAAGUAGCCCCAGUCCCUGAAGCUCAUCUCUGUCUUUCUCUCUCCGUGCUGACAUGGGCCUGGGUCAUUUCAGACGAG
This is a messenger RNA of Loxodonta africana (African savanna elephant), 2154 nucleotides long. It is a transcript of the gene SNX21, whose product is annotated as sorting nexin family member 21. The transcript is spliced from 3 exons. The coding region runs from base 363 to 842 and encodes 159 amino acids. Gene Ontology annotation, cellular component: early endosome membrane. The record is from RefSeq and is a predicted model, not a curated record. Lineage: Eukaryota; Metazoa; Chordata; Mammalia; Proboscidea; Elephantidae. Gene Ontology annotation, biological process: protein transport. Gene Ontology annotation, molecular function: phosphatidylinositol phosphate binding; protein binding.